UUGGCUGAAGAGCUUCAGAACAAGCCAUUAAACAGUGAGACCAGAGAGCUGUUGAAACUACUGUCAAAACCCAAUGUGAAGAGUCAGAUCUUCAUUCGUUCUCAAGUGUCCAGUGCCUACUAUGUGCCGGGCCCUGUAGAUACAACUUGCAGAAGAUUCGUGAAGAUGUUUAUCAAAGCCCUCUUUGACUAUGACCCUAAUGAGGAUAAAGCAAUUCCAUGUAAGGAAGCUGGGCUUUCUUUCAAAAAGGGAGAUAUUCUUCAGAUUAUGAGCCAAGAUGAUGCAACAUGGUGGCAAGCAAAGCACGCAGGUGAUGCCAAUCCCAGGGCAGGCUUGAUUCCCUCAAAGCAUUUCCAGGAAAGGAGAUUGGCUCUGAGACGACCAGAAAUAUUAGUUCAGCCCUUGAAAGUUUCCAACAGGAAAUCAUAUGAGGAAACAAUUGAGUGUGAGGAAAUUAAAGAAGAUGCUGAAUAUGCUGGUAACCACAGUGGAACCUAUAUAGCUGGGUUUAGGAGAAGUUUCCGUCUUAGUAGAAAAGAUAAGAAAACAAAUAAGUCCAUGUAUGAAUGCAAGAAGAGUGACCAGUACGACACAGCUGAUGUACCCACAUAUGAGGAAGUGACACCGUAUCGGCGGCAAACGAACGAAAAAUACAGACUUGUCGUUCUGGUUGGUCCUGUAGGAGUAGGUCUGAAUGAACUGAAACGAAAGCUGCUCAUCAGCGACACCCAACACUAUGGUGUGACAGUGCCCCACACGACCAGAGCAAGAAGAAGCCAGGAGAGUGAUGGUGUGGAAUAUAUUUUCAUUUCCAAGCAUUUGUUCGAGACAGAUGUACAAAAUAACAAGUUUAUUGAAUACGGUGAAUAUAAAAACAACUACUACGGGACGAGUAUAGACUCCGUGCGGUCUGUCCUAGCUAAAAACAAAGUUUGUUUGUUGGAUGUUCAGCCUCAUACAGUGAAGCAUUUAAGGACCCUAGAAUUUAAGCCCUAUGUGAUAUUUAUAAAGCCUCCAUCAAUAGAGCGUUUGAGGGAGACAAGAAAAAAUGCAAAGAUUAUUUCAAGCAGAGAUGACCAAGGUGCUGCAAAGCCUUUUACAGAAGAAGACUUUCAGGAAAUGAUUAAAUCUGCACAGAUAAUGGAAAAUCAGUAUGGUCAUCUUUUUGACAAAAUUAUAGUAAAUGAUGACCUUACCGUGGCAUUCAAUGAGCUAAAAACAACUUUUGACAAAUUAGAGACAGAAGCCCACUGGGUUCCAGUGAGCUGGUUACAUUCAUAACUAAGGGAAAUUCCCACAAUCAUCUUUUUUGUAGAGUGCAUGAUGAAAUCAGUUACCGUUCUGGUGGUAGGGCUUUUUAAUCUAUAUCACUGUUGUAGAUGUGCAGUCUUGCUUAAAACUGAAUGUUGGUUUUGUUUGUAUCUUUAUCCAGCCUUACUUCAAACACAAUAUUUGAGUAGAAGAUCCAAAAUCAAAAUUUGCACAGUACUGUAUUUUGAGCAGAGCUUUGAACCUUUUGGUUGUCUUUAAUAUACAGCUGUAUCUCCAAGAUGAGGUUGGACUUUUUAGAGAGAAACAGCUAGGGAAUUGAUACUGGAGUUCAGUGCUUCAGCAGGCCUCAGACGUGGUCCCUCCAUCAAGUUUGUACGUUAACAGUUGAAGGUACUAACUUAGCAGCCUUGAGCAGCUCCAGGCAAACAGGACAGCUUUGCUGUUCUUUGGAUGGGUCACUAUAGGUUCACCUAGGCUGACAAUAAGGUGUCCUCUUGCUAUUCUAAAAGUGCAACCUUUUUCUUACAUAUAUACAAUAUAGUCAGAGUGUAUUUAAAAAUCUUUCUUAAAGGAAUUACGACACAUUUGCCUUAGUGAGUGGCCUGCAUGUUAUAGCUUGAGACAACCUCUUAGGACUACAUAUCAGUGACUCGAGUAUUUAAUGAGGGGAAGAUACGACUUUUAAAAAUGAUUGUAUAUGUAACUAAAAGCCCUUCCUUAUGGUAUUAGUCUUUGUAAGGUUGGUGAUAUCUUGGGGCAAGUAAUGAUUACGAAGGACAUUUUUAUUUGUAAAUCCUCAGACAGGAUUUCCAGAGUCACUAUCCAAUAAGUUAUAAGAAUGUGAUUCCUAUUCUCAAAGUAGAUGUUUUACAUGUUACUGAUACAGUUAAAAUGUGAUCAUUUUUCACAUGUGCAAUUGAUCAUAUACUUAAAUUGCACUAAAAUGUAUUUUAGAAAAACUUUUCGUAUAAUGUUAACUUACCUCUUCAUCAUCAAAAUAAUUCUUAACACUGGUCAGGUACCAUCCUAAUCUUACCAUUUUUAAAGAAUCUUAAGAAAGACUCUUGUAAAUAAUUUAGAUGGGCUCUCAUUUUUCUUUGUUACUACUGAACUUCAGCAUACUAGAAAGGGCCAUAAGUUGUUUAAGAGAACAUGUCUUGCCAUUCUUGCAUGCAGUAAGACCCUGCCAAUCAAAAAUCAUCACAUCUAUGACUUUCAAACAGAAGAUAUUUUUUGUUGAUUUGUAAAGAGAGUUUAGAUGUCAUAAGAAAAAUAGAACGUAGUGAAAUUUUAUAUAUUUAUGAAAUCUUUGAAAGGCGUAUUUUUUUAAUUAUCAAAUGGAGCUAUUCAUAAAAUAAAUUGUAUGUAAAGAUGUCAUAAUUUAAAAGAGUAGUUUUAUAAGUCAGGGUCAACAUUCCAUGUAAAUAUUUGACCUUUGUUCGUACACAGAUAGCCCACGAGUGUUAUAUGUGCACUGUGCACUUGGUAGCAUUUUCCACUGGAUUUCCUUCAGACGCGUCAAAUUUCAUAUUAGAAACAGAGACAAAAACUGCUGUAAUGGUAUUGAUACACACUCUCACUAAAACAAUCAGACCAGAUGUUACUUAACAUGAUCCAGACAGUGAGUUCUAAGUUUAUAAAGUCAAUAGCAAGCCAUCUAGAUUUUUAAAGGAGUGGGGAAGAGGGCUGCCGUACUUUAAAGUUGUAUGGCUGCUCUAAGAAAAUACAAGUCUUACACAGAGAGUUUGGGUAGAAUAGACUCCUCCUUGAACUCUAAGAUCUCCUAUAAAUCAAAGCUUCCUGUACAAGGAGUAAUGGGAAACGUGUAAUUAUCUAGGCAAUUGUCUGAAUAAUUUAAUUUAGGCAGUCCAACCAAAUUCUUUACUGUGGGGGUAGAAGGUAGUGUAAUGUGGUGGAAACAGAGUCCUUCUGGCUGUUGGUGGCGAUGGGGUGUUAUUUAAAAAUAUAACUGUCCAGGGGCGCCUGGGUGGCUCAGUCGUUGAGCGU
Molecule: messenger RNA, 3279 nt
Organism: Leptonychotes weddellii (Weddell seal)
Lineage: Eukaryota; Metazoa; Chordata; Mammalia; Carnivora; Phocidae
Source: RefSeq, a predicted model, not a curated record